Messenger RNA from Exophiala aquamarina CBS 119918, 1845 nucleotides. RefSeq lists its product as uncharacterized. Lineage: Eukaryota; Fungi; Ascomycota; Eurotiomycetes; Chaetothyriales; Herpotrichiellaceae. The record is from RefSeq and is a predicted model, not a curated record. Gene Ontology annotation, molecular function: FAD binding. Bases 1 to 1845 code for a protein of 614 amino acids. The transcript has 2 exons.
AUGUCUAUCGACAAAGAAGACCACUCUACGCAUCAGUCUCAUGCCAUCGACCAAGCCAGCCAGGGCGAGACUCGCAACGGACAUACAUCACCUUUGCCAGACAUCGAGACAGAUGUCUUCAUCGUUGGGGCUGGCGUGACUGGUUUGACCCUCGCGGCGCUGCUAGCUGCCGCUGGCGUACGAGCUUACACCAUUGCGAAGCACAGUGGAACGGCGCCUUCGCCACGCGCUCACGUAACCAACCAGCGAACCAUGGAAGUCUUCCGUGACAUGGGCAUUGAAGAAGCUGUGCGUCAAGUCUCAACACCAUUGCCACUUCUCGGAAAUGGAGUCAUCUGUACCAGUCUUACAGGGCUGGAGCUAGGCCGGUAUAGUUGUUACGGUGCUGGCUCCCAUCAGCUUUCCGACUUUGCACAGGCUAGCCCCUCGGAGAUGGUGAACUCUCCGCAACACGUUCUUGAGCAGGUUCUCCUAGCGCACGCUCGGGAAAAAGGCGCUGUAAUUCAUUUCUCCCAUGAACUCAUUGAUAUUGAGCAAAGCGAUUCAGGCGUGGUGGGUACGGUUCGGGAACGGCACACCAGAACUCAGUACACUGUUCGCUCAAAGUAUACGGUAGGGGCCGAUGGUGGGAGGUCGCUCGUUGCCGAGAAAUUUGGGUUCGGUUUCGAAGGGCAGCCUGGCUUGAUGAACAUGCUGACAUCGUGGCUCGAGGCCGAUGUCACGGAAUAUACUGCGUACCGACCGUCGUGUAUUUACAUGAUGGCUCAGCCAGGCAACGCAUUCUGGGUUGGAUCAGGAACUCUAGUCGCGGUCAAGCCAUAUACCGAGUGGCUUCUGAAUCGGCAGUACAACUCUGAAACGGAGCCAGAUACCUCAGACGAUGCCGUCAUUGCGUACGCGCGUAAAACCCUGGGGAUUCCCAACCUGAAGGUCAAGGUCAAGGACACUAGUCGAUGGCAAGUCAACAAUGUGUACGCAACUGAGAAUUGCCGCGGACCUAUCUUUUUGGCCGGCGAUGCUGCCCAUCGCCAUCCUCCCGCGAGUGGACUUGGAAGCAACACAUGUGUCCAGGAUGCAUACAACUUAGCAUGGAAGUUAGCCCUUGUUGUGUCAAGCAAGGCUGGAAACAGUCUGCUGGAGAGCUAUAACCAAGAACGGCAACCGAUCGCUAAGCAGAUCGUGGGCCAUGCGAUCCAGACACUGUACAAUUUCGCGCGAGUGCCUGAAGCCCUAGGGUUCCAGCAAGGCCAGUCGAUAGAAGAAGGCUACAAGUCGCUUGACGAUUUAUUCUCCGAUGUCCCCGGCGCGGAGCAACGACGCGUUUUAUUGAGGGAGGCGAUCGAUUUGCAGAAUCGACGAUCUAAUGCUUUGGGCCUACACCUAGGUCAACGAUACACCGACUCCAACGCCGUGGUCGAUGCCGGAACUCCGUUUCCGGCAUACCGACGUGACCCCGUGCUGCAUUAUGAGCCCACCACACAUCCUGGAGCGUAUCUGCCCCAUGCCUGGAUCGAGGUUAAGACGUGCCGCAUGUCGACGAUAGACAUCUUGGAUCAGGGACAUUUUGGCCUUAUCGUUGGUAUCGGUGGCGACCCGUUCAUCGCCGCGGCAGAAGCUGUCAGCAAAGAGCUAAAUGUCAAGCUCCCUGUAUACAAGAUUGGGUAUCGCUGCCCUUAUGACGACGUACUCGGCGAGUGGCACGCUGCUCGCGGCGAGCUAGGCGAUCAAGGUGCGCUACUGGUUCGACCGGACCGUCACAUUGCGUGGCGCACGGUCAAUCGUCCGGACGAUCCGCGUGAAGCCUUGCGUGGGGCACUUCGUUAUGUUCUUGGAUUGGACUCGUGA